AAGUUUUCACUGACCCGGGUGCCAGUCGGCCACGCAUCGUUCGGGUUCUGAUAGGUACCAAAAGCUUCACUUGCCGUCUCCCUCCGAUACGAUGCUUCUGUGCUGAGGGAAGAAGAGAGAGGGAUGGAGGCGCCGGAAAUCGCCAAAUUCGCCCGAAAUUUCUCGGUGAUGGUUAGGGUUCAGGGCCCUGAUCCGAAAGGGCUGAAAAUGCGAAGAAAUGCUUUUCAUCUUCACCGAUCAGGAAAGACUACUAUUUCUGCAUCUGGCCUUCUACUUUUUGCCAGUUCACUUGGUCAAAUCCCGAGGAUCAUGGAACACAUUUUAAAGACUCAUCAAUUUUCAGGUGCUGUAGUUAUAACAGCUGCAUCAGUUGUUCAGCCAUUCCUUAUUGCUGAACAUAGAUCCAAACUUACCCAGUCUCAUGCUGGAAAUGUGCUGGAACUUUCUCCUAGGUUGAUUCAUGAUACAUGUAUAGAUGUUCUUGUGGAGGGAAACAAGGCUGAUAAUGGCGAUGGAGGACCCGAUCAAACUCCUGAAUGGCUUCCAGCUAAACUGUUGGCAGUGGUUGAUGUCCCGGCUACUUCCGAUGCGCUCCUGUCAGUGAUUGGAGGCCGAUUUUCAUUCGAAGCGUCGUGGUCAUUGGCUCCCUUCAAUAGUACGCAAACUUCAGAGUUAGAUGGAUUUGAAAAAGAGGGUGUAAAUGAUGAGUCUAGAAAGGGCAUUGUUUUGGAAGAGUCAAAUAACCCUAUUCUGCUGGCUAAGUCGACCACAAGGAUUGCUUUCCUUGGCAUUUCAAUUUCAGAUAAUAAGGAUGGUCUGUGUUUAAAAAUAUCGCAGCAUCAAAAUAGAGGUGAUUUGAUUGUAGUAAUGGGUUCUCCUUUUGGAGUACUCUCACCCUUGCAUUUUUAUAAUAGUAUAUCUGUCGGAAACCUGGCGAACUGCUGCUCUUCUGGUUUGGAUUGUGGCCCUUUAUUGGUGGCCGACAUUCGUUGUCUUCCCGGAAUGGAGGGUGGUCCAGUUUUUGACAGGCAUGCCUCCCUUGCUGGUAUUCUUACCAAGCCUUUAAGACAAAAAGGGAGCAAUGCAGAAAUCCAGUUCGCAGUUGCUUGGAAUGCAAUAGCUAGCAUAGAUACUAAGAGUCUGCCAGAAUCUCAGAGUACUCAGUUUGGAGAGAUUGGAAGAACCGCAUAUAAAAAUAAUAUGGCUUCAUCAGACGAAUCUACUGAUUAUGAAUCGCUGAAAUAUUUGAUUAGAAGACCUGUAGUUUUUUCUCCUUCAUCUUCUUCCCUGGAAAGGGCCAUCUCUUCCGUUGUGCUGAUUGCAGUAGGGGAGGGAUCAUGGGCUUCAGGUAUUGUUCUCAACAAAAGUGGCCUCAUACUCACAAAUGCUCACACCUUGGAACCAUGGAGAUUUGGAAGAUCUCGGCUGGGUUCCAUUGAGAAAGCUUUGUCUGUCACGGAACCAGGGAUUCAUCGUCCAUCAAGAUUGGGAAGUUCUGACAAUGGCGAUGGAAAACCCUUUCCAGAAUUUGGACACCAUAGUUCUAGAAGAAUAUCCAUUCGUGUAGAUUUUAUGGAACGAAGAGAGUGGUAUAGUGCUCGAGCAGUUUAUGUCUCAAAAGGACCUUUGGAUAUUGCCUUGCUGCAACUUGAAUCUGUUCCACCACAUCUUUUGCCAAUUAUCCCUCAGUUUACCAGCCAGUCUGUAGGUUCAGUUGUUUAUGUGGUUGGUCAUGGUCUCCUCGGACCCCGGUCUAAUGUUUCAUCAUCUGUUUCGUCUGGAGUUAUUUCAAAUAUUGUCCUGAUUCCCGGGCCAGUUCUCAAAAAUGGAUCCAGCAAAGCAGAAGCAAGGAGAACAAGCUUGCCAGUAAUGCUACAAACUACUGCUGCUGUUCAUCCAGGAGCCAGCGGUGGAGCUGUUGUUAAUUCAAAUAGUCACAUGAUUGGACUUGUAACAAGUAAUGCAAGGCAUGGCGGUGGCACCAUCAUACCUCAUUUGAAUUUCAGCAUACCUUGUUCCGCCUUGGAGCCUGUAUUCAAGUUUUCAGAGACCCAGGAUAUAUCAAUCUUAGAGAUUCUAGAUGAACCAAAUGAACUGCUUUCUUCUGUGUGGGCUUUGGUGCCCCCAAAAUCAAGGAACCAGCAGCCUGAAUCAGAGAGUAGGAACUACAGAGAAGGAAAAAGUUCACGUUUCUCCCAAUUUCUUGCGGAACAGAAUGCAGACAUUGCUUCUUUGAAGGAACUAAAUCAUCUUAAGAAAAUGAAUAUCACUAGUAAGAUAUAACUAAGUAGUUUGAGUUAAUAAUCAGAUAGUCAUAGUUUUCCUUAGUUAGAUGAUUUGCAAUAUGUGCUGAUUAGUUGGGUUGUUGUAUUACAGAUACAUAUACCUUAUAACUUAGAUGAUUUAUAUAUAUACCACACAAUUCAUUCACAUGAACCUUGAUAUUUACAUGUGUGGUGGCACUUUGGGGCAAUAAAUCUCUAAAUGAAAGGGUGUAUUUCAAUUUUAAAGAGUAUGUAAUAGUGGCAUUUUUUUUAUGUGAUGUUAAAGAUUUGACUAAAUAUGAA
Messenger RNA from Phalaenopsis equestris, 2567 nucleotides. RefSeq names its product glyoxysomal processing protease, glyoxysomal. Bases 124 to 2283 code for a protein of 719 amino acids. Gene Ontology annotation, molecular function: serine-type endopeptidase activity. NCBI's taxonomy places the organism in Eukaryota, Viridiplantae, Streptophyta, Magnoliopsida, Asparagales, Orchidaceae. Gene Ontology annotation, cellular component: peroxisome. The transcript has 14 exons. Gene Ontology annotation, biological process: protein processing. The record is from RefSeq and is a predicted model, not a curated record.